Daucus carota subsp. sativus is the source of this 6374-nucleotide messenger RNA. RefSeq lists its product as uncharacterized. Gene Ontology annotation, cellular component: HOPS complex; late endosome. The record is from RefSeq and is a predicted model, not a curated record. The transcript has 21 exons. The coding region runs from base 123 to 5807 and encodes 1894 amino acids. NCBI's taxonomy places the organism in Eukaryota, Viridiplantae, Streptophyta, Magnoliopsida, Apiales, Apiaceae. Gene Ontology annotation, biological process: protein targeting to vacuole; endosomal vesicle fusion. Gene Ontology annotation, molecular function: protein binding.
UGUUCCCAACUGGAAAACAGUCAUCAGAGUUUUGUAGUUUUCUGAACACAAAUUGCAGGGCGGAGUAGCUUAAAACUACCAACAAAGACCAUUAGGAAUUCAGGAUUCAAUACCCAAUUCGAAUGGAGCUAGACCUAGAUUCUCUCCUCAAUUCAAAUCUCACCGACGACGACAGCGACAGCGAAACCGCCACUUCUCAGCGUCGCACAGUUGACGAGAUCAUUCUCAACGACUCCUCCUCCUCCUCGUCAUCUCCUCCCUCGUCUCCGAAGCGAAUCGAUGUUUCGAAUAAUUCGAAAACCCUAACACUUGUAAACAGAUCACCUGAAUUGCCUUAUGCUGAUGCACGGAAUCGAAAUGCUUUGCCUGCUUUAUUUGGCAGCAGUAGCAGUAGUGUGAGAUCCAGUGUUAAGCCUGGUGCUGCUUUGGCUGCUGCUUUUGCUGCGUCUCGGAAUGCUCAGUCGCCUCACGCUGCUGCUAUUAAGCUGCGGAGAGCUAGUGCUUCUUCUGUUGAGGUUAAUGAGGUAGUUUCUCAACCGCUUGCUGUUGAAACUGAACUUUCUAGUAGUUUUGAUGUUGAUGAUGCGGUUAGAGAUGUUAAUUAUGGAAUGAGUAAUUUGAGGGAUAGUUUUACGGAACGGAAUGAAGGAUAUGAAGUUACAAGUGUAUCUUAUGUGAAUGAAUCGAGCCGUGAUAAUUUUGAACUAGUUUUGGAUAUGCACAUUGCUCCUACUCCUAGUUUAACUACUGAAGAAGAGAAAGAAGAAUGUAAUUCGAAAAAUUCCGUAUUACGUGAUGACUCUGCUUUUGAUGUUAAUACAGAAAAUUUUAUUGGUGAACAAAAUGUAGAUAAUAAUGCAUUGGAAUACGAGAAUGGGAGAGUGGUUGAGGAGGAUUUCAUAUCGAUAUUAGAGAAACAUGAUGAAGCGGAGGGAAUACCUUCGUCUGAAAAAGAAGUAGAAGAUAAUGUGAAUCAAUAUGAAAACACGUUCUCAAGUGAUGGUUCGGAACCUUACGAAAACAUUGAUAUGCAAUUGGAAAAUAGGGGGAGUGAAACAACUAGGGAGGAAACUCACAUUUACAUGAAGCCUCUUGAUAUGGCAGAAGAACUUGAGAAGAAAUAUGCACUUACAGAUUCACAGGGAAAGAAAGACGCAGCCUCCCAACCUAUGAGGUUAGAGGGUGUGCACCAUGGGUCUACUGUGUUGGGAUACUUUGACAUUAAUGCCAACAACACUGUUACACGCACAAUUUCUUCCGAAACAUUUAGGCGAGAUCAUGGAUCUGCACAAGUUUUGGCUGUUCAUCUCAACUAUAUUGCUAUUGGAAUGUCAAAAGGGGUGAUUAUCUGCUUUCCAAGUAAAAAAACCCCUAUGGUUGCCGAUAGUAGCGAUGCAAAGAUCGUGAUGCUUGGAAUACAAGGGGAAAGAUCUCAUGCCUCAGUCAUGGCCAUGUGUUUCAAUCGGCAAGGGGACUUGCUUUUUGCAGGAUACGCUGAUGGGCAUUAUACUGUUUGGGAUGUCCAGAAAGCUACUUCUCUUAAAAUCAUUAGGGAACACAAGGCACCAGUGGUGCACAUAUUUUAUCUUGGACUGGAUUCUCAAACCAGUCGGCAGUUUAAUGUGGUUAGUGGUGACAGUAAAGGGGUGAUUAAGGUGAUACACUUUAAAUAUGUUCCAUGGAUGAAUAGGAUAUCCAUAAAUAAACAAGUGACUCUUCUUGAUGAAACAACAAGCACAGUUGUUUGUGCUUGUCCUUUGCUCUUUGACGAAUAUUCUGGAGGUGCCUUGACUUCUGCCCAGGGGAGUGCUACAGUAAAUAGCAGUAGUAUUGGAAGCAUGAUGGGAGGUGUAGUCGGGGGUGACUGGAAACUGUUUGAGGGCUCUUCUGUGGUUGAAGAAGGUGUGGUCAUAUUUGUCAGUCAUCAGUCAGCAUUGGUGGCAAAAGUCAAUCCAGGUGUUGAAGUCUAUGCACAACUUCCGAGACCUGAAGGGGUUCGGGAGGGGUGUAUGCCUUAUGCCGCCUGGAAAUACAUGAGACAACCAUUCACUUCUAUUAACGAUGUGCCUGACAAAUCAUCAGAGAGAGUUGGGCUGCUUGCGCUUGCAUGGGAUCGGAAAGUUCAGGUUGCAAGGUUGGUAAAGUCGGAGCUAAAAAUAUUUAGGAAGAUGACACUUAAAAGCUCAGCUGUAGGGGUGACAUGGUUGGAUGACCAGUUGUUAGUGGUUCUUACAUCAGAUGGACAACUAUGUUUGUUUGAAACUGAAGAAGGGAUUCUGAUUCACCAGACAAGUUUUGCUGUGGAUGGAUCUCGAGCAGAUGAUCUCAUAGCCUACCAUUCCCAGUUCAGUACUACUUCUGGAAGCCCAGAAAAAGCAUAUCAUAAUUGUGUAGCAAUAUCUGGUGCUUCUAUUUAUGUACUUGGGCCAAAGCAGCUUACUGUUUCUUGCCUUCUUCCCUGGAAGGAGAGGAUUGAAGUUUUACGAAAAGCAGGAGACUGGAUAGGUGCCUUAAACAUGGCAAUUUCACUUUAUAAUGGGGACACCCAUGGAGUCAUUGAUUUUCCUAGGACAUCAGAUGAAGUGAACAAUACUGUUAUGCCCUACCUAGUAGAGUUACUUUUAUCUUAUGUUGAUGAAGUAUUUUCAUACAUAUCAGUAGCAUUCUGCAACCAGAUUGGCAAGCUGGAUCAGUUAGAGGACUCCAGCACUAGUGGUUCUGUACAUUCCGAGAUAGAAGAGCAGUUUACUCGUGUCGGUGGUGUUGCUGUAGAGUUUUGUGUUCAUAUCAAGAGAACUGAUGUUCUUUUUGAUGAAAUUUAUUCUAGAUUUGUUUCUGUUAAACAUAAAGAUACAUUUUUGGAGCUUUUGGAACCAUAUAUAUUGAAUGACAAGCUUGGAUCCCUUCCACCUGAGAUUAUGCAAGCACUGGUAGAGCAUUAUAGCAUGAAAGGUUGGCUGCAGCGAAUCGAACAAUGUGUGCUGCACAUGGACAUAUCUUCCUUGGAUUUCAAUCAGGUUGUCCGCUUGUGCCGGGAGCACAGGUUGUAUGGUGCACUGAUAUAUUUGUUUAACAAAGGUCUGGAUGAUUUCAGAACACCAUUAGAGGAGCUUUUAGUUGUUUUACAAAAUAGCCAAAAAGACAUUGCUGCUUCCAUUGGGUACAGGAUGCUUGUUUACCUGAAGUACUGUUUUUUAGGCCGUGCAUUUCCUCCAGGACCAGGAAUUCUUUCUCCAACACGCUUACAGUCUGUUCGAAGAGAACUUGUACAAUUUUUACUGGAGGAUUCCAAGAUUCCAAGUUCACCUGGACCUGCAAGCUCAUGCUUAACGCCGCACCCAAACCUAUUUCAUUUGUUAUUUUUGGACACGGAAGCUACUUUAGAUGUUCUGAAGUGGGCAUUUGUAGAAGAUGAAGUUCAAAAAUCAGACCAUCCUUCACCUGUAUCAGCCCUCUCAAAUAUGGACUCCACAAAAGAUCAAUUCUUCCAGAAUUUGUUGCAGAAGACGAUUGAUGUUCUUGCUGUAAUCAUUGAUCAAAGAUGCUCCCCAAAUAACAGAUCUGUCAGUAACUAUGAUGUCGAAUUUAAAGAAAUUUGGCCUUCAAAGAAAGACAUUAGUCAUGUCAUUGACUUUGUUGCCUACUAUAUCUCGUGCCAAAAGGCUACUGUCUCGAAGAAUAUAUUGGGUGAAAUAUUAGUGUACCUGACAUCAACAGCGGAUGUUGAUAUUCAUCCAAUGGUUUCAAGACAGAAUCUACAAGCUUUUAGAAAAAGAGAAAAGCAAGUUCUUGAAAUUCUGGAAGUAGUGAACGAGACAGAUUGGGAUGCGUCAUACUUGUUAAGUUUGUGCGAGGAAGCACAGUUUUACCAGGUUUGUGGUUUCAUUCAUGCAAUUGGACAUCAGAAUCUUGCUGCUUUGGAGAGCUAUAUGAAAGAUGCUGAAGAACCAAUCCAUGCCUUUUCCUUUAUAAGUUCUACACUGCUUCAACUUCAUGGAAAUCUUUCCGAUGCUUUUCUAUCAGAAAUUAUGUCACGAAUUCCAGAUUUGGUCAAAUUAAGCAGAGAGGGCACAUUCUUUUUGGUGGUUGAGCAUUUCGGCAGCGAUCAUGAUCGUGCUUUACGUGAGAUGGAAUCGUGUCCUAAAAGCCUCUUCCUCUAUCUAAAGACUAUAAUGGAAGCUCACACGAAGGGGUCUCUUAACUUUUUGUGUUUCAAGAAAGGUGAUAAUGUAAAUAUUCGCAGUGGAAGAAGGAAUAGAUGUCAUCCUAAUAGAAUUGAGACGUACAUGGAAAGGAUUUCUGAAUUUCCAAAGUUGAUGCGUGAUAAUCCAGUUCAUGUAACAGAUAAUAUAGUUGAACAGUAUCUUGAGCUAUUAUGUCAAUAUGAACCCAGUUCGGUACUCAAUUUCCUGGAGACUUUUGAGAACUAUAGGGUCGAACACUGUUUACGUUUGUGUCAGAAGUAUGGGGUGGUAGAUGCUACUGCUUUUUUAUUAGAACGGGUUGGUGAUGUUGGCACUGCUCUCUCACUUACUCUUUCGGUCCUCGAUGACAAAUUUACCAUUCUUGGUACCACUGUUCAAGAUUUACUUUCUAAAUCUAGUAUGAAGAGUUUCAACACUGUUUUGCAGAAGAAAGAGGUAAAUGACAUACUUGAGAUAGUGCGUGCCUGUAUUGGACUAUGCCAGCGGAACAGCCCUCGAAUGGAUUUUGACGAGUCUGAGUCCCUCUGGUUCCGAUUACUUGAUUCGUUUUGUGAACCAUUGAUUGAUUCCUACAGCACCAAAGUGAAUUCUGAGGGAAAAUUUAGCACGGAUACUUUAGCUAACUCAUUGGACAGCGAAGAAAAUAAAUCAGGGUACGGAAUCAGGUGGAAGCUAUCAAGAUUUGAAAAAAGUGCUUACAUUUUAAGGAAAUUGUUUUCUUUGUUCAUUAAAGAGAUUGUUGAGGGAAUGAUUGGUUACGUCCGCCUUCCGACCAUUAUGAUGAAACUCCUAUCUGAUAAUGGUAGCCAGGAAUUUGGUGAUUUUAAAGUGACUAUCUUGGGAAUGCUUGGGACAUAUGAUUUUGAAAGAAGGAUUUUGGACACUGCUAAAUCAUUGAUUGACGAUGACAACUACUAUACCAUGAGCCAACUGAAGAAGGGGGCUUCUCAUGGGUAUGGGCCUAAGAGUCUGUUAUGUUGCAUAUGUAAUUGCCCACUUUCGAGAAACUCCACAACCUCUAGAAUUCAAGUAUUCAGUUGUGGACAUACAACCCAUCUGCAGUGUGAACUUCAAGAAAAUGAGGCAUUACAGGGAGGAUUUUCGGCAGGAUGCCCCAUAUGUAUACCUAAGAAGAACACUCAGGGUUCUAAAAGUAAGUCUGCCUAUGCAGAGCCUGGAUUAGUAAGAAGACCUUUGUCAAGAAACCAGCCAGCAGAAGGGAACAGCCUCCAUCUAAAUGAUAGUGAAGCAGCUGAGAGUUCCUAUGGUUAUCAUCCAAUUUCAAGGUAUGAAAUCUUAACUAGUCUUCAGAAAGACAAUAGUUUGAAUCAUGUAGAUAAUACACCUCAGUUAAGACUUGCGCCACCAGCCCUUUAUCAUGAAAAGGUGAAGAACAAUUUUUUUGGUGAAGCAAGUAGCAGUGGAAAGGUAAAGAAAGGAAAUGAUCUUUUAAGAGGAGAAAGUGUUGGUAAUUCUGCAAAACUUCGAAAAACAAGUAAAAGCAAGCAACUUAGAGAUUUAAAGUUGAAAGGAUCUUCCAUUCGAUUUCCAUUGAAAGCAAAUAUUUUUGGCAAGGAGAUGAUUAGCCGGAGGCUACACUAAAACAGCAGAUACCUUCAAGGGAAUUAUGGCUGGAGUAUUUUCAUGAAUCUGCUCAACAGCAUUAAUAAUUGCUUUGAUGUAGAGGAAACAACGUCAUUCAAUGUCAUGCGGAAGUGUUUUGACCCAGAGUAAUUUGCAAGGCAAUGUGAUUACCUUGGAGAUUUGUUAUUGGCAUCGUCCUUUCUUUGCCUUGGGGAAUAAUAAGUUCCACGUUUCCAUAUUUUCACCCUAUUUAUCUACUUAUACUGUUGAUAUGGAGAGACAAGUGUGGUAACUUGGCAAAAUAGAGAUGAAGCAAGGCGGAGAAGUACAAAGAUGUAUGGGCCAAUUAUUGUAGAGUCAGUUUCCUUGCCAAUGCUCCCCUAUACGUAUUAAUUAGCAGCAAAACUCACCUGGCAAUCAAUUGGCAUUUACCAGAACUUUGGUUUUUGAAUUGCUAUCUUCUGGUACAAGUCAAAACUUUCCAUUACAAUUAUGUAUAUUGUUGUAUAGAUCAAUUAAACACUUUAUGCAUGUUCCAUUGACGGUUCUUAUUAUUUUUGCAAAGUUGUGGAAGUUUUUUCGUAA